AUGGGUCGAAAAUACAGAAACCCUCUCCAGAACCCUGCUCACUAUGCAACCCCACAGCUGAAGACGGGCCCACCAGUCACCUAUGCUUCAGCCCAGCGUACCCUCCAAAACUAUGACUACGUGAUUGUGGGGGCGGGAGCAGCGGGCUGCGUGUUAGCCAGCAAGCUCUCCGAAGACAAAAACACCUCCGUCCUUCUCCUUGAAGCAGGCGGGGAUCACAGGAAUGUUCUGGAAAGUCAAAUCCCAUUGAUGUUCACCAAGAUGUAUCAUACAGAGCAUGACUGGGAUUACAACACGGUUGAGCAACCGGCUCUUUCGUCACGCAAGUUAUUUUGGCCGCGUGGACGGAUUCUUGGCGGAUCGACGUCGCUCAACGCUAUGAUGUACCACCACUGCUCGAAAUCCGACUUUGAAGAGUGGAAAAAUGUGCAUGGCUGUGAAGGAUGGGGGUACGAUGAUCUAGCGCCUUACCUGCGCCGCAUGGAGAAGUUCACCCCGAAUACCUCCCGUCCCGCUAUUGAGACCUCCAACCGCGGUACCACGGGGCAAUGGCUGACAGGGUACUCAUGGUUGUCUGAGAUCACCGAAGAGGGCUUUUUGCCUGCUUGCCAUGAUGCCGGGAUUCCUCCGAAUGCAGACAUCAAUACCAAGGAUGGCUCGAUGGGUGUCACUCGUUUCCAAACAUUCAUCGAUCAGAAAGGGCAGCGGUCGUCGAUGGCGACUGCGUUCCUCCCGUCGGAUGUCCUCAACCGGCCCAAUCUAUAUGUCGGGAUCCAUGCCCAGGUCACCAGGAUUCUUUUCGAUACACUCACCACAAAGAGCCCUACCACGAUUGGCGUUGAAUUCAAGACAAGCCGAGACGGCGAGGCGUUCCAGGUCCAUGCGCGUCGAGAGGUUAUCCUCUCGGGAGGCGCCGUCAAUACGCCACAGCUCUUACUGCUUAGUGGAAUAGGGCCCCGCGAGGAGCUCGAGAGCCUUGGGGUUCCAGUGGUGCAAGACAACAGAGCUGUAGGAAAGAACAUGAAGGACCAUCUCUGUCCUACCCCUGUGAUCGUGAAAGCUGAUCCGGCCAAGACACUCGACUAUCUUGGCAAUACUGCCAAGGCUAUUCCAGCUCUGCUUCGCUGGAAGCUCCUUGGAUCCGGCCCAUUGACUAGUAAUGCUGGCGAAGCGGCCGCGUUCAUCCGAUCGACUGAUUAUAGCUUUCCAGCAGCGGAGUCCACUCCAGAAGAUACAACCUCUGGACCUGCAAGUCCCGACUUGGAGAUUAUUGGUGUUCCGCUAGCAUUUAUUCAUCACGCCGAGGAGCCGGUGCCCGAUGGGAGCAGCGUUUUCAGUAUCGCCGCCUGCCAUCUCCGCCCUUUGAGCCACGGAACAAUCUCUCUCAAGAGCAGAGAUGCCUUUGAACAUCCAAUCAUCGACCCCAGAUAUCUCUCUGAUCCCGACGAUAACGACCGCAAAGUACUCCUGGCUGGACUCCGGGUCUGCUUGAGAAUCAUGCGGAGCCCAGCGUUCAAGAAGUUCCUGCAGCCAGUUCCGGAAAACGACGAUCCAUCCUCCUACUGGUGGCCUUAUUCCAGCAGCAACAUUGAGAAGAUUUCUGAUGAUGAUUUAAUCCGGUUUAUGAAAGAGAAAGCCUUCACCCUCUACCACCCGGUAGGCUCAGCUCGGAUGGGUCCGAACCCGGGCAAUAGUGUCGUCGACCUGCAAUGCAAGGUCCAUGGCGUCAAAGGGCUGCGCGUCAUGGAUGCAAGUAUUUUCCCGGAGCAAAUUAGCGGGCAUCCGACGGCGCCUAUCGGUGCUCUGGCAUACAAGCUGAGCGAAAUGAUUAAGGAGGGACGUUCAGGAGAUACCCCGUUAUCCGCACAUCUCUAG
Molecule: messenger RNA, 1875 nt
Organism: Penicillium chermesinum
Lineage: Eukaryota; Fungi; Ascomycota; Eurotiomycetes; Eurotiales; Aspergillaceae
Product: GMC family oxidoreductase
Exons: 3
Coding region: 1-1875 (624 amino acids)
Molecular function (GO): oxidoreductase activity, acting on CH-OH group of donors; flavin adenine dinucleotide binding
Source: RefSeq, a predicted model, not a curated record